UGUGCCUUCGAGAUUAAAGCAGACAUCGUCUUGUGUGGAGUAAAGUCGUAUGAUAAAGUAUUGGAGGAUUCACAUUUUGGGAAAACAACUGUUACUCCACAUGUUACUGCCCGUGUAUUACUCAAAUAUUGCAAAUUGUUAAACAAUAUAGAUUUUACUUUGAAAGUUACGACCGGAAACUUGUAAUGAAACCUGUCAGUUGGCGAUAGAUCGAUAACUUGUGCUAAGAUAUAAGUAGGCUACGUGCAGAAAAAAUGUAAUUAAUGACAGCUCAUUAUUGUAUUCAUAACACCGCUGUCAUCUGAGCCGUCCGCUGCCAGCUCGAGUGCAGCUUGCUCUCCUCGCCAGGUUAUCAAUAUGGCCUCAUGGAUUUUUCAGAUGACUGUGAUGGUGCUAUCUGUCUUCAUCAGCAGCGGCCAGGGAAAGAGAGACAAGAUGCUCUACUGCUCUGCAUGCAGGGCAAUUGUGGAUGAACUGAACUACUCCAUCAGUCAGGUGGACCCUAAGAAAACCAUCAACGUCGGCGGCUUUAGACUCAACCCCGAUGGAACCAUGAAAGACAAAAAGGUACCUCUCGCUCGCUCCGAGACUCACCUCAGCGAGCUCCUGGAGGGGGUGUGCAACAGCAUGAGCGACUACGCCCUCCACGUGGACCCCGACACCCAGCGCAAACGGUACAUGAGGUUUGCUCCCAGGAGUAGCGGGGCCACCGGGGACUUCCCCGACUUUAAAAACUUCCAGUUCGACGGACCUGAGGCAUCCGACAAAAUGAAAUUCGCAUGUGAAGCCGUGGUCGAGGAGCUGGAGGAUGAUAUCAUCUCUCUGUUCAGCCAGGACGUAGAGCACGUGCACGAGGAGUUAUGCAACAGAGUCUCAGACUACUGUGAAGGCACCAGUCGCACAAACGAGGAGCUAUAGUGUUUUAGAUUUUCGGUGGACCAAGGCGGGAGCAGCUCUGUUGCAGAGAUUACAGAAAAGAGGCCUGCGACAAAAACAGUUUUUGACAAAUAAUUGACAAAUCUUUUUUCAAAAAAAAUAAAUAAAAGAACUAAUCUUGAGGAA
Perca flavescens (yellow perch) is the source of this 1062-nucleotide messenger RNA. It is a transcript of the gene cnpy1, whose product is annotated as canopy FGF signaling regulator 1. The record is from RefSeq and is a predicted model, not a curated record. Lineage: Eukaryota; Metazoa; Chordata; Actinopteri; Perciformes; Percidae. The coding region runs from base 358 to 918 and encodes 186 amino acids. The transcript is spliced from 6 exons. Gene Ontology annotation, cellular component: endoplasmic reticulum.